This is a messenger RNA of Mauremys reevesii (Reeves's turtle), 3943 nucleotides long. It is a transcript of the gene GRM2, whose product is annotated as glutamate metabotropic receptor 2. The transcript is spliced from 5 exons. Bases 28 to 2715 code for a protein of 895 amino acids. The record is from RefSeq and is a predicted model, not a curated record. Gene Ontology annotation, cellular component: membrane. Gene Ontology annotation, biological process: G protein-coupled glutamate receptor signaling pathway; regulation of synaptic transmission, glutamatergic. Gene Ontology annotation, molecular function: group II metabotropic glutamate receptor activity. Lineage: Eukaryota; Metazoa; Chordata; Testudines; Geoemydidae.
GCUCAGCUGCCUGUUGCCAAUGCUCGGAUGCCAGAGGCCAGCGCUUUGACCAGUGCCACCAGGUGGCUCUCCCCACUCCCCAGGGGCAGGGCCAUGGGGCUCUCUGUCCCCCUGUGGCUUUGGCUGCUGCAUGCCGCCACGUGCCUCGCCAGCAGCCCGAACCCCAGCUACAGCACAGUGGCCAAGAAGGAGAUCAGCACGGAAGGGGACCUAGUCAUUGGGGGGCUGUUCCCGGUGCACGAGAAAGGCAGCUCCAACGAGGAGUGCGGCAAGAUCAAUGAGCACCGAGGGAUCCAGCGCCUCGAGGCCAUGCUCUUCGCCUUGGAUGAGAUCAACAAGGACCAGGGCAUCCUGCCAGGGAUCACGCUGGGGGCCCACAUCCUGGACACCUGCUCCAAGGACACUUACGCCCUGGAGCAGUCUCUGGAUUUCGUCCGCGCCUCCCUGACCCGAGUGGAUGGCUCCGAACACAUCUGCCCUGACGGCUCCUACGCCAUCCACGAUGACGUCCCCAUGGCAAUUACCGGGGUCAUCGGGGGCUCCUACAGCGACGUCUCCAUCCAGGUGGCCAACCUGCUGCGACUCUUCCAGAUCCCGCAGAUCAGCUAUGCCUCCACCAGCGCUAAGCUCAGUGACAAGUCUCGCUACGACUACUUUGCCCGCACCGUCCCACCGGACUUCUACCAGGCCAAGGCCAUGGCUGAGAUCCUGCGCUUCUUUAACUGGACCUACGUCUCCACAGUGGCCUCGGAGGGUGACUACGGUGAAACGGGUAUUGAGGCCUUCGAGCUGGAAGCCCGGGCCCGCAACAUCUGCAUCGCCACCUCCGAGAAGGUGGGGCGCUCCAUGAACAAGAAGACCUUUGAAGGAGUGAUCAAGGCCCUCCUGCAGAAGCCCAGCGCUAGGGUGGUGGUGCUGUUCACCCGCAGUGAAGAUGCCCGGGAGCUGCUGGCAGCCGCGCAGAGAAUCAAUGUCUCCUUUACAUGGGUGGCCAGCGAUGGCUGGGGUGCCCUGGAGAGUGUGGUGGCGGGAAGCGAGUUGGUGGCGGAGGGGGCCAUCACCAUUGAACUGGCAGCCUACCCCAUCCAGGAGUUUGCCAUCUAUUUCCGGAACCUUAACCCCUACAACAACAGCCGGAACCCCUGGUUCCGGGAGUUCUGGGAGCACAAGUUCCAGUGCAGCUUCCAUACCCAGGACUGCAGCCGGCACUCGCUGAAGACAGGCAAGUUCGAGCAGGAGUCCAAGAUCAUGUUUGUAGUCAAUGCUGUUUACGCCAUGGCCCACUCCCUCCAUAACAUGCACCAGGCAUUGUGCCCCAAUGCCACCAAGCUGUGUGACUCCAUGAAGCCGGUUAAUGGCAAGAGGUUCUACAAGGACUUCAUGCUCAAUGUCAAGUUUGACGCUCCAUUCAGGCCAGCAGACACCAAAGGCAUCGUUCGAUUUGACCGCUAUGGUGAUGGAAUCGGUCGUUACAAUAUCUUCAACUACCACAGAGCGGAUGGGAGAUAUAGAUACCAGAAGGUGGGCUACUGGGCAGAAGAGCUUACCCUGAACACCACCCUCAUCCCCUGGGCAAAGACCUCUGUUCCCGUGUCCCAGUGCAGCGACCCCUGCAAGAAGAAUGAAAUGAAGAGCAUGCAGCCGGGGGACAUGUGCUGCUGGAUAUGCAUCCCAUGCCAGCCUUUCGAAUACCUUCUGGAUGAAUUCACCUGCAUGGACUGUGGUCUAGGAUACUGGCCCAAUGAUACCCUGAAUGGCUGCUAUGAGCUACCACAAGAGUACAUCCGCUGGAAAGACGUCUGGGCCAUUGGGCCAGUUACAAUCUCUUGCUUGGGUUUCCUCUCCACCCUCUUUGUCUUUGGGGUCUUCAUUAAGAACAAUGACACUCCCAUUGUGAAGGCCUCAGGCCGCGAACUCUGCUACAUCCUCCUCACUGGGGUCCUGAUGUGCUACAGCAUGACUUUCAUCUUCAUUGCAAAGCCCUCCACCGAGGUCUGCACCCUGCGGCGCUUGGGGCUGGGAACCUCCUUUGCAGUCUGCUACUCCGCCCUCUUGACCAAGACCAACCGGAUCGCUCGGAUCUUCAGCGGGGUGAAAGAAGGGGUCCAGCGCCCACGCUUCAUAAGCCCCACCUCACAGGUGGUUAUCUGUAUGGCCCUCAUCUCCUGCCAGAUGAUCAUCGUCAUCAUCUGGCUCAUGGUGGAGACCCCUGGCACAGGGAAGGAGACGGAGCCUGACAAAAGGUACAUUGUCACCCUCAAGUGCAACAACCGCGACUCCAGCAUGCUCAUUUCACUGACCUACAAUGUGCUCUUGAUCAUCUUGUGUACAGUCUAUGCCUUCAAGACCAGGAAAUGCCCUGAAAACUUCAAUGAGGCCAAGUUCAUUGGAUUCACCAUGUACACCACAUGCAUCAUCUGGCUGGCCUUCCUGCCCAUCUUCUAUGUGACCUCCACCGACUACCGCGUGCAGACCACCACCAUGUGCAUUUCCGUCAGCCUUAGCGGCACCGUGGUCCUCGGCUGCCUGUUCACCCCCAAACUCCACAUCAUCCUCUUCCAGCCCCAGAAAAACGUCGCCAGCCACCGCGUGGCCACCAACCGGUUCAGCGUGACUGCAGCCGGCUCCAGCCACUCGCAUGGGUCGGCCUCUCAGUCCGUCCCCACAGUGUGUAACGGCCGCGAAGUGGUGGACUCCACGACCUCAUCCUUAUGAAAUGCCCUGUGGUUCCCAUGGGCAAGGGCAUGGUCCCCAGUGCAGACCCCCGCACGAAGACACAGGCCUUUUUCAUUCCCAUUGGGCCUUUUGUUUCUCAAAGCUGUGCUCCCAGCCUGCUCGCUGAUGCCGUCUCACUCACUGGGCCGGCCUUCCCCAAGGAGAGGAGCCGUCGUGUGAGAACUGGGUGCCACCUUCCGCUGCCCUGCUCCCGCAGCGCCAGCCCAGAGAGAGACAAACCUGCUGGGGCGGUCGUGAUUGUACUGAAUGGACCCGCUGGGGCGUGGAGGAACCACACCCUCUCCCUGGGGAGCCAGCGCUGAGCCAGAUGGAUCUCCUGGCAGAUCCACCCUGUGUUACCUCUUGCUGGCCAGAUUACCAGAGAGAGCAAAACCCAAGCAUCUGUACCUCCCCACUUCUCUCUGCACUGGAAUAGGGUCAGGGGAAAGUCCACAGAUCCCACCUGGUUGCUCCCCCUUCCCCUCCCCCCCCCCAAAAAGAUCAAAUACGAAGGGGUCAAAGGUGCUAUGGCUUGAAGAGAACAGACAGGCCCUUCUCCAAGACUACGCUGUCUCGCAGCGCUGGGAAGGAAUUCAGACUGUACAAGUCGGGGGCUCAGGGCUGCUGAUGAUUUUGCAGGAAGAUCCCUGGUUGGAAUGUGAAUCCCCUGCCCCCUCUGAGCUGUGAGAGACUCACUUUGAAAUGGACAAACAGGUGCUUCCACAUCAGAGAUUUCUGACCCCAGGAACCUGGGUUGUACCCAUGAUCCUCCUGCUGACGCAUUACCUGACUCGGCUAGAGGGACCCUACCUGAGGGUUGCCGCAUGUGCGGGACUGUAGGGUUUUGUUUAGCAAGGGCAGUUGGGGACGGGCAUGGUGGCUAGCCAGGGAGCAGGGAUAGAGGGAGGGGCCCACCGGGGUGAGGCAUGGCACAGGAGGGCUGCCCUGUCAGCACCUGAUGUGGGACACUGACAGAGAAGGGUAGCAGGGGACUGAAACAACUCCUACAAGUGGAGAAAUGAUGAGGUAUGAGAACGGAGGGAGAGACCUGAAAAUAUGGGGCCAGCCAGACGCAGAGAGCGAGUGAGGAUCUGGCAGCCUGCAGUCCUGGGGACUGACUUCAGGGGGAGCUGUGUGUCCUGUCCCGGGAGACUGGGCCCAUAACACAGAGAGCAGGGAGGAACAACCCCGCAACACAUGCUUAAGGCCCUCUACCCGGGGGGGGGGG